AAGAUUUUUAACAAAAAAAAUUUUAACGAAGAGAGAAAGGGGGAAAAGCACAGUUCCUGUUCCAAAACUUUGAAAAUAUUUGUUUUUGCCUUCUCUCUCUUUCUCUCUCCCUAAAAUAUAUACGCACAGUUCUCAUAAACUUCCACUAUUAAUAUCUGCAACGAAGAGAGAGAAAGAGCGGGAGUGAAAAUGAAAAACUGAAAAAGAAAGUUUUAUAUUUUUUCAUUGGGGGUCCAAAACCAAAUUAACUUAGAGCCCUAGAUCGAAAUUUUUUCCCGCCAAAAAACUCAGUUCUAAGAGUGUCCCAGGUGUUGAAUUGGUACUGGUUUUUCAAAAUAUAUAAACCCGAAUCGUUUUCGUUUCAUUUCUCUUUUGUUUCGUUUCUGUCUUUAAUGUUUUAUUAAUUUUGACUGGGUGGUCGAUGAUAGCUGGUGGGUCUACUUUAGAUUGCGCCAAAACCCCAAAGAAGCUCGAGUCAACUGGGUUAGUGGUCGAUCUUCAAUCUGUUUUGGAAUUCAAACCCAAUGAGCUCCCAAAUCCCUCCAGCGAAGGCUUAAUCGGUAAGCUUCGAUGCUGGUUCGAUCAAUGUCUUGGCGUAUUUUUGAAAGAGAUCUGCGCAAAAGACACUUUUCGGCCUCUCCCUCCAAUGCUUGGAGAUGGGCAGUGUGUGGAUUUGUUUAAGCUCUUUUCGGUAGUGAGAGAGAAAGGUGGAUGCAAUGCCGUAUCAGAAAAAAAGUUGUGGGAUUCGGUGGCUGAAGAGUCCGGAUUGGGCUUGAGUUUCACUGCUGCUGUGAAGUUGGUUUACAUUAAGUAUUUAGAUACACUAGAGAGAUGGCUAGGUAGAGUUGCUCUGAAGGAUCCCAAAAGCAGUUUGAGCAGUAGUGGCUCUGAUUUGGAUGAGUAUCUGAUGGAGCUGCAGGCUGGGUUUAAAAGGUUUAUGUCGGAGAUUGCCGAUGGAAAGGCGAAUGAUGGUGGGUUGUAUCCACAUUUGCCUAGUGACUUGAAUCUUCAGGAUGUUGAUGAAUUGAAGACGGUGGUUGUAGAUUCCGAUGGGUGCCGAAACUGUGAUGUUGGUGGGAAGAAUUUGAAUUCGGAUUUUGGCAAGAAAAAUGGGGAUGUCGGAAAAUUAUGUGUUGGUGAUGUGAAAUGCUUGGAGGGAGAGACUGGUAAGAGCAAGAAAUGUGUGGAUGGUAAUGAGGGGUUUCCUUGUUCGGAUAUUAAGAAGCUGCGCGGUGUUCAUGAUAUAAAGAGUGUGGUGGAUUUGGAUGGAUGGAAGAGCUGUGAUGAUGAUGAUGGUGGUGAUGAAGAUUUAAUGAUUUUGGAUCCUGAGACGAUUGACAAAGAGAAUUUUGGUAACAAGAGGAAGCGGGAGUCUCUGUGGGGGAUGCUGGAUUGGGUUACAAUGGUUGCAAAAGAUCCCUGUGACCCUGCCAUCGGUUUAUUACCAGAUAAGUCAAAGUGGAAGUCCUAUUCGGAUACGGAGAUAUGGAAGCAGGUUUUGAUGGCUCGAGAGGCUAUCUUUUCCAAAAGAAAUAUCGAUUCGGGUGGUGAGCAGUCUUAUUUGCAGAAAAUCCAGAGGAUGCAUCCAAGCAUGUAUGAUGAUCAACUUGGCUCAGGUUACAAUCUUAGGGAGAGACUAAGGUGUGGGAAGAAGCUUCUCUAUGGGAAAAUGGCAUCUCAUGGAGGGGCCAAUGCAGAGUCAUCUGACUUGGACAGAAGUCCAAGUCCUGGCUCGGCAGGGUUGGAAGAUCACUUUGAUAAACAGUUGGGAGCUACUGAGUCCUCUAUGCCACUUAAGGUUGUUCCUCUGGGGUCAAAUUUUCAAGUUGAAGUACCAGCAUGGACUGGUGAGACAUCUGAAAGUGAGUCCAAGUGGUUGGGUGUGAGGCUUUGGCCACUAGAAAAAUCAGAGCACAGAUUUCUUAUUGAAAGGGAUCCUAUCGGAAAAGGAAGACAAGAUUCCUGUGGCUGCCAAAUGCCUGGAUCUACUGAAUGUGUUAGAUUUCAUGUUGCUGAGAAAAGGUUGAGAUUAAAGAUGGAAUUGGGUUCAGCUUUCUAUCAAUGGAGAUUUGAUAAAAUGGGUGAAGAUGUUGCUCUUUAUUGGACAAAAGAAGACCAGAAGAAGUUCAAGGCUAUAGUAAGCUCAAAUCCUCCAUCUAUUGAGAUUAGCUUUUGGAAUAAGAUUUUUAAGAGUUUUCCUACCAAGAGCAGAGAAGAUUUGGUGAGCUACUACUUCAAUGUCUUUGUUUUGCGUCGUAGAGGAUACCAGAACCGGUUUACUCCAACUUACAUUGACAGUGACAAUGAUGAAUUCGAGUCAAUGUUAGUAGCCGACGGAUUUGGGCAUGAAACGCAUGACUCAGCAAAUAACAACUUGUUACAUGAGAACAAACAGCAUGAAAGUAAGAGAUAGCAAUUUUCAUGGUGUUUAGAGUGACUUUUUUCUUUUCGAGAGUUGAUACUGUAAAUUCUGGCAGUUUUGUGUCGUCUGAAUUAUUGGCACUUUUCCGGUACGGAUGACCAUUUGUUCCUAGCUCCAUAGCAGAAUCACCACUAUACUUGAAAAUGAAAUUGGGGUCAUAGUUACGGUGUUUGCCCAAAGUGAGUAAGCAGAAUCAUCACUACACUUGGAAAUGAAAUUUGGGUCAUAGUUAGGGUGUUUGCCCAAAGUGAUUUAGAAAAGAUAAAUUGAUCACAUCUGUGGUACGGAAGCAGCCAACUCUAGAGAUUUGAAGCGGUGUUGAUGCUCUUGAAGUAUGAUGCAUUCAAUUUUUUGAUACAUACCUCGUGUUUAUUCUUCGUUGUUACCAAUAUCAAAUUACAGGUACUUUUGUUUUUGUUCACUCUUUAUUUCUUUUAGGUUUCCGAGAGCAAGGCUGAUUUGAAAAGGAAGCCUUAGAAAUAUAGGGAAAAAAUCCAAUUGGUUUAGAGGUAGAUGAAUUUGAAAACAGUGGCUCCUGAGUUCAAGUUUUAUUCAAUCUUCAAGUUCUGAUCAGGGUAUUGUGCUUUGCAGUUUGAAUGAUUUUUUAAAUAUGGUAAAGGAAUUGUUUUGCUUCA
Ziziphus jujuba (common jujube) is the source of this 3057-nucleotide messenger RNA. RefSeq names its product AT-rich interactive domain-containing protein 1. Gene Ontology annotation, molecular function: DNA binding. The record is from RefSeq and is a predicted model, not a curated record. Lineage: Eukaryota; Viridiplantae; Streptophyta; Magnoliopsida; Rosales; Rhamnaceae. The coding region runs from base 422 to 2413 and encodes 663 amino acids. The transcript has 3 exons.